AUGGACGACAAACCAUACACUCAGAAACCUGCAGAGAUGCGAGAAACUCCUUCACCAUCACCAUUAGAUUCAAACAUUCCAUCACCAACUUCAGAGUCAAGACCCUUCGCUUCAUCUAGAAGGAACUACGAUACAUCAACUAAACCUACUGUUAAGAGAUUACAAACAAACCGAGCAUCUUCUGCAACCAAUAGUCCAAUAGGAUCACGCGAAUCGUCACCAGUCCGACCUCAACUAAGAAAUCCCUCUGCCGUUCGCUCAGGUACCCCUUCGAGAUCACGAAAGAAUAGCCAAGACAUUAGUCCUUCACGCUCAACGAGUAGUCAACAUCCACCGUCCGCGGCUGCUAUCCAACGAGGGUUAUCGGCUCAAAAGCUUCCUACUCUGAAUCACGUUGCAUCCGAACCUUCGAUUAGAGCACCAAUACCUCAGAAGCCGCUAGUAACGAGUGAAAUCAGAGAUGGUCCACGUUGGCCUGUAUCCCCGAGAAUAAGAUCACCUCCUCCCAGACAAAGUAGCCUGCUAUCGCCUCGAAAGACGGAACAAGAAAUUCCCGCGAUCAAUGUGCAAAGAACCUCUCCCACUGCAGAGCAAAGAGCGGAAGGAAAAUCUGCUGCCGAUAGCGAGUCAGAAGAGAACCUGUUAACACCAGGGAUGCGAACACCUGCGAGAGGUGUCAGCGGUGGUAGUUCAACGUUAGAAACCGUCCAGGAGAUCAGCCAACCCAACACCCCAUCUUUCGAACUCGAUGGCGCAAUCGACACAACCACUCAGGGAAGUCCAACUUUACCAACAGAACAGGAUCUAAUGGAUGGCGCAUCGGUUGAGACGUUGAAGAAGCCGACGAUUGUGGCAAAUGAGAGUGGGAGUGAGAGUGGUGGGAAGGGGGAUAACAAGAUGAAGAAUACCACCCCCACGGCAACUCGAACUGGGCCACCUAAAUCAUUUAGUGGACCAGCAGCAGCGCGGGGCAAACCAUCCGGGGAAGGCUCUGCGAAGAACAUGACAGUUGAGACGGAGACUGUUAGCUCGAUCCCACAAAUUGCUCUGGCCACGGGUGCAGGAGGAUUGGUUAAUGGAAGUCUACGGGCCAAGCAAAGUACUGAGACCAUUCGGCCGAGGAAGGAAAAGAAGAAGAGUCGAAAGGCCCCAUCGGUAACUUCUGGAACGGGUGAGCAAUCAAUUUCAAGAUCCAGAUUACUUCAUCAUUAUUCUACAAGAUCAAUUUCAAGUGCAUAUUCCGCUCGGUCUCCAGACAGGGCGUGUGGACAAGGACCCUCGCCACGUAAAGGAAGUAUGGACUCGACGAGUCCCGAGCGGAUGCUAUCAGAGAGAUCUUCUCGUAGACCCAGUUUAAAUUUGUACAGUGCUUCCCUUUUGCUAACCAGACAACGCCCAGCUUCUUCCAAGGCAGAUAUCUUCGAAGCGAAAGUCGCGAGCGCAGUCGACGAAGCGAAUUCCUCCGAUUCCGAAGAGACCUUUGUGUACGAAUCGAAUCCACCAGAACAAGAGAGACCUCGUCGAUUUCAUUCCCGAACUCCUAGUGCUACAUCCAUGGCCAGUCAGAUAGAUGCAAGAAACGGAUUACGCUCAAUGAUGGAUAGUAGCAAUCACAGUGUGGCGAUGAAGAAGAGUAUGAAAUUCGCAAACUCUUACAACAGCGCAGGUCAGGAAAUGUCAACAGAAGACGACGGAAAGGGCACAGCACGGAGCAAUUUAGGCCGAGGGACGGCACACCAUCAUUUUAGUCGUUGGGGAAGAAAUGGGGGAAACGGUCAUGCAUCUCUCUUCGAUAACGAAUCACCUUUUCCAAAUGCCGCGAAGUCCAAAUUUUCCGCAAACCCUACUCGACAAGGUUCAAGACCCACGAGUCCCAGAGUGGUGAAUACGGCGAGAAUGUCCAUGGGAGGAAAUGUGAACGGCAGGAAGACCUCGCCAAUCAGCUCAGGAUACGAUCUGGAUGAUGCUGCGGACGAUGAAAGAACACCACUCGUUCCAUCUACCAUUCGUUCAACUCGAUCAAGUCGCAUUCGCCGUGGGAAUGCCCCAUCGUCAAGACACAUGGAACACCAACGAAACAGCCGCUCAUUCAUCGCUCGGUUUGCUGGAUGCAUGUUUGUUUCUCUACUGCUUCUCCUCGUCGCGGCAGGUCUUGUGGCAUUCCUAUUUGCGACAACUCAACCACUGGCAAAUGUGAAAGUAUUGGCUCUGAGAAAUAUCUUGGCUAGCGAACAAGAUGUCAUUAUAGAUUUACAGGUCACGGCUCAAAAUCCAAACCUGGUUGCUGUCACUAUCGAUUCUAUGGACAUGGUUAUUUUUGCGAAAUCCAAAUAUGCAGGUACGGAUUCUGAGUGGUGGGCACAGCCGCCAACCAAAUUUUCGUGGCGACGCGGAUUCAAACAUAGACGAGAUGAUCCAAUCAAUGAUCCGCCAAUGGAUGAUGAUCCAAACACCAAUCCGAAUUUGGAAAUUGGACACAUCUAUAAUUUCGAGAGUCCCUUGAUCUUUGAAGGGUCGCCAUUCAAACCUACAUCAUCUGUAUCAAUAGGUGAGAUGCGAAUACUAAAACCUGGAAAUCAGACGGAGCCACGUGGAUCAGAGCGCUGGGGGCGAGUUCUUCAACAUGAGUUUGACCUUAUCGUCCGAGGAACACUAAAAUAUACACUUCCACUCAGCUCAAAAGCUAGGAGUAUUGGAGUUGAGGGUCGAGCAACAGUCAAACCAAAUGCUGCUGAUCAAGAUCCUGACAAUGUUCAUGUCAUCGACGGGACUCAUCACUUAUUCGAUUAG
Messenger RNA from Botrytis fragariae, 2790 nucleotides. RefSeq names its product putative phospholipid metabolism enzyme regulator protein. The transcript has a single exon. Gene Ontology annotation, cellular component: fungal-type vacuole membrane; PAS complex. The record is from RefSeq and is a predicted model, not a curated record. The coding region runs from base 1 to 2790 and encodes 929 amino acids. Gene Ontology annotation, biological process: positive regulation of phosphatidylinositol biosynthetic process; vacuole inheritance; protein localization to vacuolar membrane. Lineage: Eukaryota; Fungi; Ascomycota; Leotiomycetes; Helotiales; Sclerotiniaceae.